Molecule: messenger RNA, 387 nt
Organism: Staurois parvus
Lineage: Eukaryota; Metazoa; Chordata; Amphibia; Anura; Ranidae
Source: the annotation of a GenBank genome assembly
CAGUCUCUAGUUAUCCCGGAGAAGUUUCAGCACAUUCUGCGUGUCUUGAACACGAACAUUGAUGGGCGCAGGAAGAUCGCCUUUGCCAUCACAGCCAUUAAGGGUGUUGGAAGGCGUUAUGCUCACGUAGUCCUGCGCAAGGCUGACAUUGACCUGACAAAGCGAGCAGGAGAGCUGACUGAGGAUGAGGUUGAGCGCGUAGUCACCAUUAUGCAGAAUCCUCGUCAGUACAAAAUCCCAGAUUGGUUCCUGAACAGACAGAAAGACAUCAAGGAUGGCAAAUACAGCCAGGUCCUGGCCAACGGUCUGGAUAACAAACUCCGUGAAGAUUUGGAGAGGCUGAAGAAAAUCAAGGCGCACAGAGGCCUGCGUCACUUCUGGGGGUGA